Molecule: messenger RNA, 285 nt
Organism: Pestalotiopsis fici W106-1
Lineage: Eukaryota; Fungi; Ascomycota; Sordariomycetes; Amphisphaeriales; Sporocadaceae
Exons: 1
Coding region: 1-285 (94 amino acids)
Source: RefSeq, a predicted model, not a curated record
AUGUCACAAGCAGACCAGACGACAGCAACAACCAAGCCCACAGAUUCGGCAGUGGUAGACCCCAAUGUCAUGUCCUGGCUCCGCCUUUGGCACGAACGCCUAGCCCACGCCAACCUGCGCGCCUGCGUCGUGCUGGGCCGCAACGGCGACGCGGGCGAGAUCCCCGAGGGUCUGCCCAAGGGCCCCGAGGACAAGUUUGACGGCCUGCAGCCGUACCUGGACGCGCUCAACUGUGAUGCGUGUCGAGAGGUCUAUGGAAACCCUUCGGGUCCCUCUUCGUGGUAA